GGCAAACGGCGUUUGGUGGAAGGGAAGGCGGACGAGGAACGGGACUCCUCCCCGCGGCUGCCUGCUUUUCUCCGGGAGGAGAGGCCUGGAAGACUGAAGCUAGCGCGGCCGAGGUUUGCAUUCGGGUGGGCGCCUGCAAUUGCAAUCCGGUGUUUUCAAGCGACUACGGCUGGAGUUGAUUUGGACUGUGCUGUUAUACACCUGAGUGUAGUCCUGGCUAAAAGAUAUCAUAAAGAAACCAACUCUAGUUUGUUUGGAUCAGGCACUCUCCUUCUGAUGCAAAUUUGCCUUGACGUCUGAAGAUGAUGGAACCUUCCUCCUGUGAUACUUUUGUGGCUCUGCCCCCAGCCACACUUGGCAACAGGAUCAUAUUUGGAAAAAAUUCCGAUCGACCCUCUGAGGAAGUCCAGGAGAUUGUGUAUUUUCCUGCUUCCCAUCAUAAACCAGGAGAAAAGGUUGAGUGUACCUAUAUAGAGAUAGAACAAGUUGCAGAAACGUAUGCAGUUAUCCUGAGUCGCCCAUCGUGGCUGUGGGGUGCUGAAAUGGGAGCCAAUGAGCACGGGGUUUGCAUUGGAAACGAAGCUGUGUGGGGGAGAGAAGAAAUCGGUAACGAUGAAGCACUUCUGGGCAUGGAUCUCGUCAGACUUGGACUCGAAAGAGCUGACUCUGCUGAGAAAGCUGUCAGCGUCAUUGCUGACUUGUUGGAAAAACAUGGCCAAGGUGGAAACUGUAUGGAGAGCCAUAUGGCCUUUACCUAUCAUAAUAGUUUCCUGAUCGCUGACAGAAAGGAAGCCUGGGUCCUGGAAACCUCUGAAAAGCACUGGGCGGCAGAGAAUGUGAAAGAGGGAGUGCGAAACAUCUCUAAUCAGCUGUCGAUAACCAAGGUUGAUCGAGGCCAUCCAGAAUUAAAGGAUUAUGCUAAGAACAGAGGCUGGUGGGAUGGCGAGAAAGAAUUUGAUUUUGCUGCUACGUAUUCCUAUGUCAAUACUGCCAGAAUGACUGCAGCAAGAGGCAGAUAUGGUGAAGGGUAUAAGCUGCUGAAGAAACACGAAGGCAGGAUAAGUGCUGAAACAAUGAUGAGUAUCCUCAGAGACAAGGAGAGCGGCAUCAACAUGGAAGGAGGCUUUAUGACCACUGGGAGCAUGGUUUCCAUACUUCCUCAGGAUCCCAGCCUUCCUUGCGUUCAUUUCUUCACUGGAACUCCCAACCCUGACAGAUCUGUCUUUAAACCUUUCAUUUUUGUGCCAAAUAUUACUCAGCUGCUAAAAACGGGUUCCCCAGUGUUUGGUCCUGAGGAUCCAGUUAAAAAGAACCCACGUUUUCAGACUAAGCCGGAUCGAAGGCACGAACUCUACAAAAAGCACGAAAGUGCAGCUGCCCUGAUGGACGUUUCCAAGGAAAAUGGCAACGAAGUGCUGAAGCAGAUUCAAAAUUUAGAAAAAGAGAAGAUUAACGAAAUGGAGCAUAUUUUACAGAGUGGACACUUUGAUGUUGACCAAGCCGUUCACCUUUUCUCAACGUGCGUAGAGGAAGAAAUCCGUGAAUAUCUGCCUAAGGAUUAAAAAUAUGCCGCUGUAGAAUUUGGUGCUGUCUGCAUUAACUCAGUUGUCCAUAGCAACUGUUGCUUCCCAAGGCAGUUUUGUUGUUUGCCCGUUGCCAGUUCCAGCUAAACAGCCCAUGCUGAGCACCGAUUGGAUUGUAAAAUGUAGCAAAUAUUAAUAAUGUUAGACAUGGGACAUAGAUUUGUUAAUUAUGAAUUUUGCUCCAAACCAGCAUUUUGCCUGUCUAAUGAUAGCAAUUUGCACUAUGCAGUUAUCUGCUGGGAGCACUUCUAAUCUGUACAUAGAGCUCAAAUGGAAGUGUUGAACAAAGGAAAGUUUAAGACACAAAAAGGUUCCUAGCGAGUGGUAUAGACACAGAAUUCCUAAUAGCAUUGUUUCCCAGUAUCCAUAACCACAAUUAAAAUAAAGCCAGGGUUUGCCAUUAACCAGAAUUUGGUCCUACGUACAUGAAUCAUGGUUUCAGGACAAUGUCAGUGUAAUCCAUAACUGUGUGGCUGGCAGGAAGAAAUUGCAUGGGAGUGCAAGGUAUAUAUGAGCUUGUGGCUCAUUCCUAAUGUUCGCAUCAGAGAGGUAGAUUUUGCAGUGCAGAGUUCCUAAUUCUUAAUUGAAAUAAUAUAUUUAAGAGGCUCUAAUAGAAUAUAGAAUGUUAUUACAUGGAAUAAAAAUAAAAGUAUGAAUGCUGCAAUGCCAGACUCAAAAGUCUGACUUUAUAGAAAGAAUGUUUUUUUCAAUUGGAAGUAAUAAUGGAAAUCAGGUAGCCACUAUACACUGCUAAAAACAGAUCAGUGUAGUCCUACUGACAUACUUUACAUUGAUAACUGAUUAAAGCUAGUUUUUUUCAGUAAUGUGCAUUGUGUAAAAAAAGUAUUCAAAUACCAAUGAGUCAAUUUCUCAGUGAACAGAUUGCAGAUAUAUAAAAAUAUGUGUGCUGUGAAACGGCAGUAAGAUAGUAUGUUUGCAAGUCUGCUGUUAUAAAAAUGUCUUCCAGGCACAACAAAGCUUGUGUACUGUUCCUCCAUCAGUUACAGACCAGUGUUGGGUUCUAUUCUGUUCUGAGCAAAGUGACAUGAAGAGCAGAAUUCCUUAUCUGCUGUGAAAGACACUAUUCAAUAUUGUGCUUGUUUAAUCACUCAGAGACUCAUUCCGCACAUGCAAAAUAAUGCACUUUCAAACUGCUUUCAGUGCUCUUUGAAGCUGUGCGGAACAGCAAAAUCCACUUGCAAACAGUUGUGAAAGUGGUUUGAAAACGCAUUAUUUUGUGUGUACAGAAGGGGCCUGAUAGUCAAGGUGACAGUAACAUUUUUAAUUACCGUUAAGUUUUUUGAGAAUUUUUGAGAAUGUGCCUCUUCAAAGACAUACAGAUCUAAAAUAGAUGCAUUGAAUAUAAAUUAUGUUUUGAUGACUUUUAAA
Messenger RNA from Sphaerodactylus townsendi, 2972 nucleotides. RefSeq names its product secernin 3 (gene SCRN3). Lineage: Eukaryota; Metazoa; Chordata; Lepidosauria; Squamata; Sphaerodactylidae. Gene Ontology annotation, molecular function: dipeptidase activity; cysteine-type exopeptidase activity. The coding region runs from base 303 to 1562 and encodes 419 amino acids. The record is from RefSeq and is a predicted model, not a curated record. The transcript is spliced from 9 exons. Gene Ontology annotation, biological process: proteolysis.